GCAUGGAACCCAUCCAGACAGCAGAUGACCUCAGCCCGGCCCAGCAGCCCCCUGCCCCAGAACCUGGGGACCUGGAAGAACUCAAGGAAGAGACACCCGAUGGCUCAGACACGGUGGUCCUCAGCCUCUUCCCAUGCACUCCAGAGCCUGGGAACCCUGAAACGGACACUGGGGUCCCCUCGCCCCAGGCAGGCAGCUCUCUGAAGCACUCCACGACCCUCACCAACCGGCAACGCGGGAACGAGGUCUCAGCCCUGCCGGCCACUCUGGACUCCCUGUCCAUUCACCAGCUCGCAGCCCAGGGGGAGCUGAGCCAACUGAAGGAACACUUGAGGAAAGGGGACAACCUAGUCAACAAGCCAGAUGAGCGGGGCUUCACCCCCCUCAUCUGGGCCUCGGCCUUUGGUGAGAUUGAAACCGUCCGAUUCUUGCUCGAGUGGGGGGCUGACCCACACAUCUUGGCCAAGGAGCGGGAGAGCGCCCUGUCACUGGCCAGCACUGGUGGCUACACUGAUAUUGUGGGACUGCUCCUGGAGCGAGACGUGGACAUCAACAUCUAUGACUGGAAUGGAGGGACCCCUCUGCUGUAUGCCGUUCGGGGGAACCACGUGAAGUGUGUGGAAGCCUUGCUGGCCCGAGGAGCUGACCUAACCACAGAGGCUGACUCUGGGUACACCCCGAUGGACCUGGCCGUGGCCCUAGGGUAUCGAAAAGUGCAACAGGUGAUCGAGAACCACAUCCUCAAGCUCUUCCAGAGCAACCUCGUGCCCGCCGACCCCGAGUGAAGGCUGCCACAGGGACUCAGACACUCAGGGAUCAGAAGAGUCGACCCAGAGCUGGGGCAACCCAGAACUGGCUUCAGAGGCAGCUCCUG
Molecule: messenger RNA, 874 nt
Organism: Elephantulus edwardii (Cape elephant shrew)
Lineage: Eukaryota; Metazoa; Chordata; Mammalia; Macroscelidea; Macroscelididae
Gene: RFXANK
Product: regulatory factor X-associated ankyrin-containing protein
Exons: 8
Coding region: 3-785 (260 amino acids)
Biological process (GO): regulation of transcription by RNA polymerase II
Cellular component (GO): nucleus
Molecular function (GO): protein binding
Source: RefSeq, a predicted model, not a curated record